Anneissia japonica is the source of this 9647-nucleotide messenger RNA. RefSeq names its product spectrin beta chain, non-erythrocytic 1-like. Gene Ontology annotation, cellular component: cell projection; spectrin; plasma membrane. Gene Ontology annotation, biological process: actin cytoskeleton organization. The coding region runs from base 179 to 7867 and encodes 2562 amino acids. Lineage: Eukaryota; Metazoa; Echinodermata; Crinoidea; Comatulida; Comatulidae. The transcript has 43 exons. Gene Ontology annotation, molecular function: structural constituent of cytoskeleton; phospholipid binding; actin filament binding. The record is from RefSeq and is a predicted model, not a curated record.
UGCUUUAAAGAAGUUAUUAGGCCCGGUUGAAGUGUAGCUAGGCUUAUCCUUGGUUUGAAUUUUUCAUGUCUAAAUGGAAAUUAAUCGUUUUUAGAUGUAAAAUUAAACUUAUGCAAAAAUAAGCGGUGGAAAAAUAGCUGGUAUUUAGUGUGAGCUGAACGAUUAAAGAAAAGGCAGAAUGUCUGUCGAGGCUGACUACCGGAAUUCAGAUGUGGAUUAUAAUGAUGAAGGAGGGGCAAAGCUCUUUGAGCGCUCCAGGAUUAAAGCUCUUGCAGAUGAGCGUGAGAUGGUACAGAAGAAGACGUUUACCAAAUGGGUGAACUCCCAUUUGCAGCGCGUAUCUUGUCGUAUCGUCGAUCUGUACACAGAUCUUCGAGAUGGACGCAUGUUGAUACGUCUUCUAGAAGUCCUUUCAGGAGAAAGAUUGCCGAAACCAACAAAAGGCAAGAUGAGGAUCCAUUGCUUAGAAAACACAGAGAAGGCUCUGAAAUUUCUGAAGGACAAGAGAGUACAUCUGGAGAACAUGGGGUCACAUGACAUCACCGAUGGCAACCAUCGACUCACUCUUGGUCUAAUUUGGACAAUCAUUCUUAGAUUUCAGAUCCAAGAUAUUACCAUUGAGGAUGAUGAGAGCGAUGAAAAGCGUUCAGCAAAGGACGCCCUCUUGCUGUGGUGUCAGAUGAAAACAGCCGGUUACAAAAAUGUGAACGUUCGAAACUUCACAAACAGCUGGCGGGAUGGUCUUGCGUUCAAUGCCCUCAUCCACAAGCACAGACCAGACCUCAUCGAGUACAAUAAAUUGCAGAAGAGCCAGCCAGUGCACAACUUGAACAAUGCUUUCAAUACAGCUGAACAGAAACUUGGUCUUGUGAAACUCCUUGAUACAGAAGAUAUAAACAUCGACCACCCAGACGAGAAGUCCAUCAUGACAUACGUGGUGACAUACUAUCACUACUUUUCGAAAAUGAAGACUGAGACCGUCAUGGGUAAGCGUAUCACGAACGUGAUGACAUCUGUGCGCGAGAACGACAAACUUGUCAAGGAGUACGAGAAGCUCACGUCAGAUCUGUUGCGAUGGAUAGAGCAGACUGUUCAAGUUUUGGGAGAUAGAACAUUUGCCAAUUCACUGACUGGUGUACAACAGCAACUAUUUGCCUUCAACACAUACAGAACAGUGGAGAAACCACCAAAGUUUAUGGAAAAGGGUAAUUUAGAGGUACUUCUUUUUACAAUACAAAGUAAGAUGAGGGCUAACAACCAGAAGCCAUACUUGCCAAAAGAAGGAAAACUCAUCUCAGAUAUUAACAAGGCUUGGGAACGACUAGAACGAGCAGAACAUGAACGUGAGUUGGCACUUCGCCAAGAGCUUAUCCGUCAGGAAAAACUAGAGCAAUUGGCGGCACGCUUUAACCGCAAGGCUGCAAUGCGUGAAAGCUGGCUGGGUGAGAACCAGCGCCUGGUGACCCAAGACAACUUUGGUUAUGAUCUGCCGGCGGUUGAAGCUGCUGCAAAGAAGCACGAGGCUAUUGAGACGGACAUCAACGCAUACGAGGAAAGAGUUCUGACUGUCGUUGCUGUGGCUGAGGAGUUGGAAUCUGAAAACUACCAUGAUAUAGAAAGAAUUAAUGCUAGGAAAGAAAAUGUGCUACGUCUAUGGGCCUAUUUACUUGAGCUGCUCAAGAGUCGCCGCUCACGACUUGACUACUCACUGGAAAUCCAGAAGAUUUUCCAGGAGAUGGAGCUCCUCUUGGAUUCAAUGGAAGAAACCAAAGGACAGCUGUUGUCAGAGGAUUACGGUCGUCAUUUAAUGGACGUAGAGGACCUUCUAGAGAAACAUGCCCUUCUUGAAGCAGAUGUUUCUGCCUAUGGUGAACGAGUUAACGCGGUUAACCAGCAGGCAGACAGGUUUGUGGAUGAGAAUGGUGUUGACGGAACAGGCUAUACUCCUGUUGAUCCAAUGAUUGUAAAGGAACGUAUUGCAAACCUUGAGGAGAGCUACCAGGAGCUGCAGAAUGUGGCACACACCCGCAAGGACAACUUGAAGGAAUCUUGCAAGCUGUGGAAAUUCUUCUGGGAUCUUGCGGAUGAUGAGAACUGGAUAAAAGAAAUGGCACAGGUGCUAUCAUCCCCAGACAUUGGCCGCGAUCUAACCAGUGUCAACUUGCUCCUCAAUAAACACAAGGCCUUGGAACAAGAAAUAUCAGGCCGUCAGACCCAGCUUGAAGGUAACAUGAAGGCAGGGGAGGACCUGAUUAACGAGGGACAUCGUGAUGCUGAGAAGAUCCAGGCACGCAACGCUGAUGUCCAAGAGAACUGGAACAAACUUGGCGAGCUGAGCCAACAGAGAAAGAAUCGUCUAAACGAAGCCACAGACAUGUACCAGUUCUUUGCAGAUGCAGAUGAUGUUGAUAUUUGGAUGCUGGAUACUCUGCGACUUGUAUCAAGCGAGGAUGUCGGACACGACCAAGCCAGCACCGAGUCCCUCAUCAAGAAACACAAGGAAUUCCUAAACAUAGAGGACUUAGAAGACGAAAUUUUGACAACUGAAUUAGACAACUACAGCAAGGUGAUUGGCAGUCUCCAUGAGCAGGCUGAGCAACUUGGUGACCAAGAUCGUGAAUCGUCAGAGGUUUGCAGUAGGUUGGGCACAAUUGAUCGAAGGUACAAGGAGCUUAAGGACUUGAACCAGUUGCGCAGAGAGCGCUUAUUGGAUGCUUUGUCCCUCUACAAGCUUUUCAACGAGGCUGACAAUGUCGAAGCCUGGAUUGAUGAAAAGGAACAAACAUUACAAGCAUUGCACCCAGGAGAGGAUCUUGAAUCGAAUGACAUACUCUUAUCUCGCUUUGGUCGUCUGGAAAAAGAAGUUGAGAUCAAUGCCUCUAAGGUUGCCAUUGUCAACCAACUUGCUCGACAACUUCUUCAGAAUGAGCAUCCAAACUCCACUGAAAUCAACAGCAAGCAGAAUCACCUCAACCAGCGAUGGCACGCUCUGCGUGAACUGCUGGAUGCCAGACGUGAAGCCAUUCUGACGUCGCGUGAAAUCCAGACGUAUCACAUUGAGUGUAUUGAAACUACCCAGUGGAUUAAAGACAAGAUUAAAGUCAUUGCAGCAACAGAAGAACUUGGCAAUGAUCUGGCAGGUGUCACAGCUCUUCAACGUCGUCUCAAGGGAAUGGAGAGUGAUCUUGCUGCCAUACAAACCAAGUUGGAUGAUCUGGAGAAAGAGUCAGAUAAACUUGCCCAAGAGCAUCCAGAAGAGGAGGAAGAGAUCAGAGCACGAAAGGACAAGAUCACAGAAGCCUGGGUAGACCUUAACGAUGUACUAAAGGAACGUGAGUCAGCUCUCAGCGAGGCAGGUGACCUGCACCAGUUCUUGGGCGAUCUUGAUGAGUUCCAGGCAUGGCUUACUAAGACUCAAACUACAAUUGCGUCGGAAGACAUUCCAAACAAUUUGAAAGAGGCAGAGAAAUCUCUAAACAAACAUGCUGCCAUAAAGGAUGAGAUUGACGGCUAUGAAGAUAAGUAUGCAGGGCUAAAAGAGACGGGAGAGCGUGUUACAGAAGGACAAACUGAUGCACAAUAUGUCUUCCUCAAGCAGCGUCUGCAAGCUCUUGAUGACGGCUGGAUUGAGCUUCACCAGAUGUGGGAUAACAGGCAGCAUCUUCUGUCCCAAGCUCUCCAUCACCAGAUGUUCAACAGAGAUGCUAGACAAGCUGAUAUCAUUCUCAACCAGCAGGAUAACUUCUUGGCAAACAUCAAACAACCUCAUAGCCUGGAAGCAGCUGAAGAAGCCAUUAAAAAGCAAGAGAAUUUCAUCAACCAGAUGGACAAUUCAGAUGAGAAGAUCAAUGCUGUAAUAACAAUAGCAAACAAGCUCUGUGAUGAGAACCACUAUGCUGCAGACAAAAUCAACAAAAAAGCUGAAAAUAUCGAUGAAAGACGUAAAGCUAACAGACAAGCUGCAGAGGAUGCUCUUGAUAAACUCCGUGACCAGUGCCAACUGCAGGCAUUCCUUGAAGAAGCUGAGGAUCUAGACCAAUGGAUUACAGAGAAGAUGGUUGUUGCUCAAGAAGAGACAUACGACGAAGCUCGCAAUCUACACAGCAAGUGGCAGAAGCACCAGGCAUUUGAGAAGGAACUAGUGGAGAACAAGGAGAGGCUUGAUAAAUUGAAAGAACAUGGUGAGCAACUGAUAGAAGAGAAACCAGAAAUGAAGGAAACUGUUGAAGAACAACUUAAAGACCUGGAACAAAAAUGGCAGGAUAGAUGUCUAAAGGAACGUGAGUCAGCUCUCAGCGAGGCAGGUGACCUGCACCAGUUCUUGGGCGAUCUUGAUGAGUUCCAGGCAUGGCUUACUAAGACUCAAACUACAAUUGCGUCGGAAGACAUUCCAAACAAUUUGAAAGAGGCAGAGAAAUCUCUAAACAAACAUGCUGCCAUAAAGGAUGAGAUUGACGGCUAUGAAGAUAAGUAUGCAGGGCUGAAAGAGACUGGAGAGCGUGUUACAGAAGGACAAACUGAUGCACAAUAUGUCUUCCUCAAGCAGCGUCUGCAAGCUCUUGAUGACGGCUGGAUUGAGCUUCACCAGAUGUGGGAUAACAGGCAGCAUCUUCUGUCCCAAGCUCUCCAUCACCAGAUGUUCAACAGAGAUGCUAGACAAGCUGACAUCAUUCUCAACCAGCAGGAUAACUUCUUGGCAAACAUCAAACAACCUGUAACAUCUUACUUACAGGUAACAUCUUACUUACAGGUAACAUCUUACUUACAGGUAACAUCUAACUUACAGGUAACAUCUUACUUACAGGUAACAUCUUACUUACAGGUAACAUCUUACUUACAGGUAACAUCUUACUUACAGGUAACAUCUUACUUACAGGUAACAUCUUACUUAGAGGCAACAUCUUACUUACAGGUAACAUCUUACUUACAGGUAACAUCUUACUUACAGGUAACAUCUUACUUACAGGUAACAUCUUACUUACAGUAUUCUAUUUAUCUUUAUACCCAGAUGCUAGAGAGCCAGGUGAUGGUGAAAAAGAGUCAGGUCAAUGAACUCCAUUGCCAGGUACAACACCUGGAGAACCUGGAAGAGAUUGAGAAAGUGACCGUCAAAAAACAGGCCGUAGAGGAGCGGUUCAUGGCCAUGUCCGAACCACUGACCCAGCGGAGAGCCAUCUUGGAAAAUGCUCAGAAAGGUCACAAGCUCAUCAGAGACUUUGAAGAUGAGAAGGCUUGGAUACAGGAACGCAUGCCCGCCGCAACAUCCCAAGACAUCGGUAACAAUCUGCAAGCGGUGCAGACCCUACAGAAGAAGAAUAACUCGCUGAAGGCAGAGGUUGAUGGUCAUGAACCACGCAUUGUUGAGGUCUGUGACCGUGGACGGGCCGCCAUCGAGGAGAACCACCCAUUCUCUGAUCAGAUUGAGACAGCAAUUGGUGAUGUCAAUGACCAAUGGGAAAAGCUGAAAGAUGCGGUAGAUGCACGUAAAGAUCGUUUGGUCGAAUCUGAGAAAGCACAGAGAUACUACUUCGAUGCAAAUGAAGCUGAAGCCUGGAUGAGCGAACAGGAAUUAUACAUGAUGGCUGAAGAACGCGGUAAGGAUGAUUCAAGCGCCAUGGCAAUGAUGAAGAAACACAACAUUCUGGAGAGUGCUGUAGAAGACUAUGCUGACACAAUCAACGACCUCUCCAAGGAGUCCAGGAAGUUAAUGGAUGAAAACCAUUCUCAGAGCGACCAGAUAGCCAUCCGUCAAUCGCAGAUUGAUAAGUUGUAUGCUGGUCUGAAGGACUUGUCCCAAGAAAGACGCCACCGCUUGGAGGAAGCUGUGCGUCUGUUCCAACUGAACAGAGAGGUCGAUGACCUAGAACAGUGGAUUGCAGAGCGUGAGGUGGUUGCUGGCUCGCAUGAAUUAGGACAGGACUUCGAACAUGUUACUAUGUUACAAGAUCGCUUCCGUGGUUUUGCCAGUGAGACCAUCUCAGUCGGAACCGAAAGAGUUAGUAAGGUCAACAAGAUGGCAGAUGAUUUGAUCGAGGCUGAGCACUCAGACGCCCCUACUAUUGCUGAAUGGAAGGAGGGUCUGAACGAAGCCUGGGCAGAUCUCCGGGAACUGAUUGAUACAAGAACACAGAUGUUGGCAGCAUCAUAUGAACUUCAUAAGUUCCAUCAUGAUGCUAGAGAAACUCUUGGACGGAUACAGGAGAAACACAAUUCUAUGUCAGAAGAUCUUGGUAAGGAUGGAAACACUGUGACAGCCCUCCAACGAAAACAUGAAGCUUUCGAAACAGACCUCAAGGCUCUCGCAUAUCAGGUGAAGGCUGUUCAGGAAGAUGCUGGCAACCUUCGUGCCGCGUAUGCCGGAGACAAGGCGCGUGAUAUUGAUGACCGUGAACGUGAAGUGGUAGAAGCGUGGAAUGCUCUGAAAGCUGCGGUAGCAUUUAGAACAGAACGAUUGCAUGACACCCUGGAUCUGUAUCGCUUUUGGAACAUGGUGCGCGCCCUUCAACUCUGGAUGGACGACAUUUCAAUCCAGAUAAAUACCCAAGAGAAACCAAGGGAUAUCACAGGUGUAGAGCUUCUUUUGAAUCACCAUCAGAACAUUCGGUCAGAGAUUGAUACACGUAACGACAGCUUUACCGAAUGCUUCACACUCGGCAAAGACAUGUUAGCUAAGGACCACUAUGCGUCCAAAGAGAUCCGUGAGAAGUUGGUAACGGUUGGAAACCAGAGGUGUGCGAUGAUUGCGGACUGGGAGCACAGAUGGGAAUACUUGUUGCUGAUCCAGGAGGUGUACCAAUUUGCAAGGGAUGCCCACAUUGCUGAGGCUUGGCUGAUGUCUCAGGAGCCGUACCUCAAGAGUGAAGACUACGGGAACUCGCUUGAUGAAGUUGAAAAGCUGAUCAAGAAACAUGAAGCAUUUGAAAAAGCAGCAGCAACACAGCACGACCGCUUCAUAGCCUUGGAAAAAUUAACCACAUUUGAAUUAAAAGAGUUGCGAAAGAAAAAGGCUGAAGAGAGACGAGCUCUCAAUUCCUCCGACGAAGACAUUCCACCAAUGAAAGAGGCGCCCUCUCUGCAGCAUCUGCUGGUUGAGGAGUUCUUGCAGAUUGAGAGUGAACGUGAGAAAGACGAUGAAAAGGAAAAGGUUGUGUUUGAUGAGCCAAAAGAAGAUGAAGUACAGAUUAAUUAUACUCGACAUAUAGUAGAUGAUGAUGAUCAGGCAGUUGUUUCCGAGCGUCUUGACAACGUUAAACACCAGAUGGAGGCCGCCAUCAAUGUGUUGAACAGCGAGUCCGCAGAGAGCGAACGAAAUGGGGACAGUACCAACGAUUUGGUGAACGGUGACGGAGAGCAGGCGCAGAGCACACCAAGUACAAUCAGUGAGAAGAAAGUAGAGGAUGUGGCUGAAGGAAGCAGUAGUCGUGGCGAUGCCCCAUCUUACCAAGCUGAAGGAUUACUCAUCAGAAAGCAUGAAUGGGAAUCCCCCAACAAGAAGGCCCACAGCAGGUCAUGGCAUCAAGUUUUCGCUGUACAGCAGGGCUCGGAUCUUUUCUUCUACAAGGAUCAGAAGUCAGUGUCACAUGGCACAUACCACGGAGAAGCCCCAAUGUCCCUCACCAAAGCAACAGUAACACUUGCAGAAGAUUACACCAAGAAGAAGCACGUGUUCAGAAUCAGAUUAAGUGAUGGUAAUGCUUACUUGUUCCAGUGUAAGGACAAUACUGAAGUGAAUUACUGGAUUGAUUGCCUGAAUGAGGGCAGCAAACACCAAUCAGAUCAACAACGAUCUGCCACAAUGCCUGUGGACUCAUCAAACGCUGGCAAGAAGCCUAAGUCCGGCAAAGGCUUUUUCACUCUCAAGAAAUGAGAGGCUUUAGUAUAUUAAAAUAUUUAGCUUACAUAAAUUUCACACUCACUUUAUUACUAUAAUAUAGAGUUGAUUUAAAAAAGCGUGUAAAUUAAAAAUUUGAAAUUCCAAAUCUAGACAAUUUGAGUGCUGAUAGUGAAUUUGAGCACAAUGAUAGGCUGUUAGCUGGCUUAUGCACAUUUAAUGUGUAAAGCAAACUUAAUUAAUUGUAAAGUUUACUUAAUAAUGAAUAUGUGUCUCACUGUAUAUCAAUUGAUGUAAUAGUCAAUGAAGUGAUGUAGAUUUUAGAAUUUAAAUUAUUAUUAUUAUUAUUAAGAAUUAUUGGUAGAUAUUAAAUGAUUUAGUGAAUCAGAUCGGAAUUAAUUUCCCAGCAGAUUGCAUAUGGAAUGGACGUUGCCUAAGUUUUCAAUUAUGACAGCUUUUUUGGCUGUUACAAUUGUAGACAAGCGAGUGUUUUCGGUUUUUGUAGUUUCGUAAGUCAUUGUAGGUAAACAUAACCAAAGUAUUCCAAGAAUUAUGUGUAUCAAUAAAUUUCAAUAUAGCUCUGAUGAAAGUUUUCAAUUCUCGGAGAAAAUAAACUUGCGUAUUCAUUAUCUCAUAUAGAAAAUAUGAAGACAGUCAUAACAUGGUGUAUUUUGUUGCUAUAAUAACAGCUUAAUUAUCCCUAGAAUUGGGUGGUUGUUGUAUUUUUUUUCUUGUGUUAAAGUUCACCACCCUUAUUUUUGGUAAUUAGCAAAUUAAAUUUAUGUGUCGGAAAUGUUUUGUUUGUUUCCUUCUGGUUGUUGUUGUGUGUGCGCGCACGAGUGUAAGCAUCUCAUGAACAUUUGAACAAGAGAUUAACAUAAUUAAACCAAAACUGUAUUUGAGAAGCCAAUUAUGCACAUUUUUGUUUCUUCUAUCAAAAUAAUUAACAAAGUGGGUGUAAUUAAAUGAAUUAAUCUUGUUUCUUUAUAUUUUGUAUCUGAUUUUCAAAUUGUUUAGUUUUACAUCAUGACACUAUUAUUCUUUUCUUAAUGAAUUUUCAAUCAUUAAUUUUUUAUUUUGUAUUAGAAAUGAUAACUUGCAUUAAUGAAUUUUCACAUUUAAAUAUAUGUUUAGCCUAGGCAUAGUGAUGCAUUGACAUGUGUUGUCAGUGCCAUCAAUACAAUAGUUGUGUAUAUGAACGUGAUCUGUGUUAUUAUUUGUAGAGGUAUACUUUGUAGGCUUCAUAUUAUUGUAGUCAGUUGAUAAUACCACAAGAGAUUUGGUGCAUAUAGCAACACAUUUUGACACGUAACAGUUUAACAAUGGAAAAAAUAUCGUGCAGAUUGAAUAUAAAAUGAAAAAUUAGCUCACGCAGUUGGCUAUAAAUGAAUCUCAUAAUGAUUUGAACUAAAAGUAUUUCCAUGUUUCAACAAAUGGUGCCAGUUCAGUAAUAAACAUACUUUAAAAUGAUUUGCUAUUUUUUACUUUAAUUUUGUUUGUGAUAAUGUUGCUUGGUUUGGAAUGAUGAUAUACAAUUCUUUAAAGAUUCUUAAAGUGCACAGUAUUGAAUAUGAUUCACAGCAUUUGGAAUUUCAACAUCAUAGCCUUUAGAUAAUCCUAACUUAUAUUAAUAGGUUAAUUUUUUUUAAAUUUUUGUUUUUAAAUAAUUUUUUGGCUGUUCAUUAUAUCGCUUUCUUUAAUCUCUUUGUGAAAUCAGUUUCUUGAGUUGGUUGAUACUAAGGUAGUUGUUACAAGUAUUGGCAUACUUCCUAUGUGGCAUGCAAGCAAGCAAUCAUUAAACAAUGUGAAAAUAAUA